Vitis vinifera (wine grape) is the source of this 1146-nucleotide messenger RNA. RefSeq lists its product as uncharacterized. NCBI's taxonomy places the organism in Eukaryota, Viridiplantae, Streptophyta, Magnoliopsida, Vitales, Vitaceae. The record is from RefSeq and is a predicted model, not a curated record. Bases 1 to 1146 code for a protein of 381 amino acids. Gene Ontology annotation, biological process: DNA integration. Gene Ontology annotation, molecular function: nucleic acid binding; RNA-DNA hybrid ribonuclease activity. The transcript has 3 exons.
AUGACAAAGUAUUCUGUGCUCUUGGUCUCACGAUUGGACCCGUUGAGGUAUCUAUUUGACAGGCCUGUUAUGAUUGGUAGGCUCAUGAGAUGGCUGGUAUUGUUGACAAAGUUUGAUAUUCAUUAUGUCAUGCAGAAGUCAGUAAAGGGAAGCAUUGUUGCAGAUCAUCUAGCUUCUUUGCCGAUAUCUGAUGACCGAUCAGUUGAUGAUGAUUUCCCUGAUGAGAAGAUUGUUUCAAUGACUAGUAUUACGGGGUGGCGGUUGUACUUUGAUGGUGCCGCCAAUCAGUCGGGGUUUGGCAUUGGUAUCUUAUUGAUAUCACCACAGGGUGAUCAUAUCCCCAGAUCAGUCCGGUUAGCAUUUUUUGAUCAUCAUCGGUUGACGAAUAAUAUUGUAGAGUAUGAGGCUUGCAUUACAGGUUUGGAGACUGCACUUGAUCUUGACAUUAGACAGUUGGAGAUCCACGGGGAUUCCAACUUGGUUAUAAAGCAGACUCAGGGUAUCUGGAGGAUACGGGAUGAGAAGCUGAAACCCUACCAUGCUUACUUGGACCUGUUGAUUGAUAGAUUCGAUGUGUUAAGGUAUAUACAUUUGCCUAGGGCGGAGAAUCAGUUUGCCGAUGCAUUAGCCACCUUGGCUUCUCUGAUUGUGAUCCCUGCGGGGGUGAAUGUUAGGCCAUUGCUGAUUGAGACUAGGUCUACACUAGCUUACUAUUGUUUGAUUGGAGAGAUAGAGGAUCAGAUUGAGCUGCCAUGGGAUGCGUUGUAUAGGAGAUCACCUGAUGGCUUGUUAUUAUUAUGUUUAGACCGUGCAUCUGCAGAUCGAGUGAUGAGAGAGGUUCAUGCAAGGGUCUGUGGCCCACACAUGGGAGAUUGUUGCCAGUUUGUACAGAGAUGUCAGGAGUGUCAGAUGCAUGGAGACUUGAUACACGUGCCACCUUCUGAGUUGCAUGCACUUGCAUCCCCUUGGCCAUUUUCAGUAUGGGGUAUUGAUAUUAUUGGGAAGAUCUCGCCCAAGUCUUCCAGUGGGCAUGAGUACAUAUUGGUUGCCAUUGACUAUUUCACCAAGUGGGUGGAAGCUGCUUCUUAUGCUAGGUUGACAGCGGCCAGAGUGGUCAAGUUCAUCAGAUCGCAUAUUAUCUGCUGA